Diorhabda sublineata is the source of this 2034-nucleotide messenger RNA. RefSeq names its product sporozoite surface protein 2-like. The record is from RefSeq and is a predicted model, not a curated record. Lineage: Eukaryota; Metazoa; Arthropoda; Insecta; Coleoptera; Chrysomelidae. The coding region runs from base 116 to 1066 and encodes 316 amino acids. The transcript is spliced from 2 exons.
CAGUCGUAUUCGAAUAUUGAAUGUCGUUUAGUGCUUGUUUCAUUUCGGUUGCUUUUGAAAGAAGUUAUUGAAACUAAAAAGUGGCAUCAAUUGAGGUGGUAGAGAACAUCCCAGAAUGUCAUUUUCAAGAUUAAACUCUAGUGAAGAUCCACUUCCAAAAUGCAGUAACACAAAUUCUGCUUCUGCUUCAGAGAAUCCACACUCAGCUUCUGCCUCAGAGAAUCCACACUCAGCUUCUGCUUCAGAGAAUCCACACUCAGCUUCUGCCUCAGAGAAUCCACACUCAACUUCUGCUUCAGAGAAUCCACACUCAGCUUCUGCUUCAGAGAAUCCACACUCAGCUUCUGCCUCAGAGAAUCCACACUCAGGUUCUGCUUCAGAGAAUCCACACUCACCUUCUGCUUCAGAGAAUCCACACUCGGCUUCUGCCUCAGAGAAUAUACACUCAGCUUCUGCUUCAGAGAAUCCACACUCAGCUUCUGCCUCAGAGAAUCCACACUCAGCUUCUGCUUCAGAGAAUCCACACUCACCUUCUGCUUCAGAUGAUACAUAUUCAUCUUGUGCUUCAGAUAAUCCAAACUCACCUUCAGAUAUAUUCGCAGAUUUUGAUUCAAAUAAUCCACCGAUGUCUAUUGAUGAAAUGGUAGCUAAGUUAAAUCCAAUUAAUGACAUAUCAUCGGAUUCAAAUGAAGAUGCUCCUAAUGUAACGGAAGAACCACAACCAAGAAAAAAAAAUGUAAGACGUAGUUUCACUUGCAGUUCUACAGACGUAAUGGAAUUCUUAGCGCUAUUGAAUAAGUAUACUAAUCAACCAGGUGAAAAACCACAAAAAGUCCUUGUUAGUGAACUAAGAAAAAAAUAUUUUUGGAAACUACGAGAGGUUAUCUGUGAUCCUGAACAAGAACCUUUGGAAGGUAACAGCAGAAUCGAUGAAACCCAUAAACGAAAAUCCUCAUCUGAACUCAUUGAUAAUGAUCCUGAGAACAUGGAAAAGAAAAAACAAUUAUGUGUUUGUCCAGAAAGCACCUGCUCUAAGGAAGACUUUGAAAGUAAGAAGAAUGAUUGAAUUAAAAUCUCUUUCAAACUUCUCCUCAUCAAGAAGAUAGAUCAGAAGACUCCUCACUUGCAGCAAUAAAGUUAACAAAAUAUUAUGAGAUCGUAAGAACUAACGCUGAUAACAGUUUACAAGAAAUUCAUCAAACUAGAAUAAAAUUAUUAAGAAAGGAAUUAGAUCACAUAAAAGAAACAAACUGGAAAUACGAACCAGUGGAUAAAUUUAUAGGACAAUCGUCUAAAUGACGAGGAAUUGAAGUUUUGGUAUAAAAUAGGUGAAGAUUAAAGUAGGUUAGAAGAAUAGUAAAUAUUGAUUCUAAUAAUAAUUGAGCGAUGAUUAUGGGUGAGUGGUACAUUUAUUUCUGGAAUAACACAUCAAUUAACUAGAUAUAUACAUAAAAAUAUUAAUGAAACAAUGAAUCACAUGUUUUAUAAUGAUCUUAUUUUUCAUAAGCUUUUCAGACACUAUUAUUCAUAAUUCCUGAUGAGAUUUGUAGCUGUCAUGUUUAAUGUAGGCCUGUUAACCACCAUGGAAAGGUCUGUUUGAAUAGAAGACAUAUAUUUCUACAUUUUUUCAAUUAUACAUUUGAUAUUUGGUUAUUUGCAAUCUGCUUCAACCAAAAAACGACUUUCCACUUUUAAUCAUUAAAAUUUAAAUAAUAAUACAUGAAAAAUAUUUAGUUGCCAUGUAUUUUUUGUGGUUGGUUAAUGCAGAUUUAUUUUAUAACAUAAUGAUGACUUUUUAAUCUAAUUUGUAAAUAUUGUGAUCUUUGUCCUAUAGAAACAGCCUAACAAUUAUUUCAAGGAACUUCAUAUAUAUUAUUCUUUUAUAUUAUAGUGCUUUAGGUUUUAGACUACUGUAAUAUUUUGAAUUUUUUCAAGUUAAUCAUUUUUUUAAUGCAGUUUUUGCUAAUUCAAUCCAAUUUUCAAACUUUUUUUUUCAUAAUCUAAUAGAAAUAUUUUCUACUUUUUCCACUUUUA